This is a messenger RNA of Coprinopsis cinerea okayama7#130, 2106 nucleotides long. RefSeq names its product oxysterol binding protein. Bases 1 to 2106 code for a protein of 701 amino acids. Gene Ontology annotation, cellular component: perinuclear endoplasmic reticulum; cytosol; intracellular membrane-bounded organelle. Gene Ontology annotation, molecular function: sterol binding. Lineage: Eukaryota; Fungi; Basidiomycota; Agaricomycetes; Agaricales; Psathyrellaceae. Gene Ontology annotation, biological process: endocytosis; exocytosis; piecemeal microautophagy of the nucleus. The record is from RefSeq and is a predicted model, not a curated record. The transcript is spliced from 9 exons.
AUGGCGUCCACAGUCUGUGAAGGAUGGCUGCUCAAGAAACGCAGGAAGAAGAUGCAAGGCUUUGCACGCCGCUUCUUCACCCUCCACACCUCAGGCGUCCUUUCCUACUCGUUUGGGCCAGGUCAGCCAGUUCGUGACCAGCUCUGGGUUCAGACAGCAGCCAUAUCUACAGCAGUAGGCCGCAAGGAUAUCCAUAUCGACUCCAGCAAUGCAACAUUCCACAUCAAGUGCCUCAGCACCCAUGACUUCGAUAUGUGGAUGGCCGCCUUCAGAAAGUUCAUCAACAGCGGUGCCGAGGCAAAGAGGUCGGCAAGCAUCCGUAUGGCGUCUCGCCAGGGUAGCGCCCAUCUCAAUAGAACAGGCAACAUCGUCGAGGAGAUGGCUGCGACGAUCCAAGGUCUCGAUCAGGCUUGCACUGCUCUGUUUGAUCAUGUCGAAUCCGCAGCAAUGAGCAGAGACUCGAGCACCAGUAGUAGCCGUCGUUCCGAGAAGGAACGUUACAAGGAAAAGUUUGCCCUGUUCAAGAAACCUUCUCACUCCGAUUCGUUGAACGUUAGCGCCGACAGUUUACACACUGGCACCGCAGUCUUGCAUGAACGAAUCCGUACUGCACUCGAACAACUCAAAGCUCAACAUGCCGCUCUCUCCAAAAUGCACCAACCUCCCCUAUCACCUGCCCCAGCUCGUAUGCCUCCAGUCCUGGAUGUCGAAGAAGGGGCGCCUCCUCCACCAGUCCCCUCGCCGCUGUCCCCCCGGGCACCCAGCAGGCAUGCACAUAGAAUGUCCCGAAUCUCUGUCGCAGCUUCGUCUCGCAGUGAUAGCAUCCACGAAUGGUACGAUGCCCUGGAUGACGGGCCUGAAGAAUUUGUCAUGGACGAAUCCACCAUGCCCGAGCAACAACCGAGCCAAAUCACCGCUGACUUCCACAGUAUCUCGGGCGAUCAGGAUGGUAGCAGUGUUGACACCGAUAUAGAAGAACCUCCACAGAGUGCGGGCGUCGGCAAUACACAAAUCGCCUACAGGACCCAAUUACCCGUUCCUGCUCCGGCUGACGAGGGCAGUUUGUUCGCGAUCCUCAAGAAGAAUGUUGGAAAGGAUCUCUCCACAAUUACUUUCCCUGUUACUUUCAAUGAACCUCUUACCCUGCUCCAGCGUUCCGCCGAGGAGCUUGAAUACUGGGAUUUAUUGAAUCAAGCGGUUAAAACCGACGAUCCGGUCGCGCGCAUUUCUUAUGUCGCUGCCUUUGCAGUGUCUGGAUACGCCCACACGCGGCACCGGUCAGGGCGCAAGGGAUUCAAUCCAAUGUUGGGAGAAACGUUCGAAGAUGUCCGAAUGAAAUUCAUUGCCGAGAAGGUUCGACACAACCCUGUGGAGAUCGCGUAUCACGCCGAGGGGAAGGACUGGGAUCUUACUGGAUUGUCUGCUGGAAGGACCAAAUUCUGGGGGAAAAGCUUGGAAAUCAUUCCAAGCGGGUCGACAAGAGUUCGCGUUGGUUCGGACUACUAUGUCUGGCGGAAGCCCUCAACCUUCAUCCGAAACCUCAUGGUCGGCACCAAGUACUUUGAACACACAGGGCAGAUGACUAUCGAAAAUGUAACGACGGGGAUGCGGUGUGUCCUUGACUUUAAGCAAAACGGCUACUGGGGUCCCACGAACGUCGUGUCAGGAACUGUUAAUUCGUCAAGUGGAGAGGUGCUUAGCAAAUUGGAAGGAAAAUGGGACGACCAGAUGGCUCAAACCCUCGACGGGGAUCGCUUCCAAGUGCUGUGGAGAUGUUCCGCCUUUCCGAAGAAUUCCCCCGACUAUUAUGGGUUCACAGCCUUUGGUAUUACUCUGAACGAAGUCACUAAAGAUAUCGCUGGCAAACUCCCGCCUACCGACUCGCGCUUACGACCGGACGUCCGGGCCUUGGAGAACGGCGAUCUGGAUGUUGCCGAAGAGGAAAAGUUGAGGGUAGAAGAGUUGCAGAGAGAGCGAAGGAAGCGGGGAGAAGAUGUUCAGCCGAGGUGGUUUAAACAAGCAGGAGAGGAGUGGGAGUAUCUUGGUGGUUACUGGGAAGCGCGGGGUCGUGGGUGGAAAUCAGAGUCCCUCCCACAUUUAUGGUGA